UCAUACAAACAGAAGGAAUUUAACUGUACGUAUUUUCAAAUAUCAACUAGAAAUGUUUUAGGAUGGAAAUGUUUUCGAAUGAAAACGUACACAAUAAUAUGAAUUUCAAUAAAGCUUGCUUAAAAUUUUCUGUUAUUUCAGAUCUAUACAGUAGCCGCAUGUUUGUUUUCACAAAGCUCGUGCUUUCUGGUAGUUGAUCACUGUCCAGCUCCAUCACCGUGCACGUGUUCUUCAAUAUCUACACAACCGGACCCGCUUAUUUACAUUCACUGUGACUAUAAGAAAUUAUCAAAGAUGCCAACCUUCUCCUCUUUACAACAACAUCAUUAUUAUCAGCUGCGAGUGCACUUUGAAGAUAACAGCAUAUCGUACAUUCCAGCGUACGCAUUCCAAGCCCCUAACAAAUUGUCUACAAAUCACAUACUUCUGUUUCUGAGCGAUAAUCAAAUUUCCAAUUUAAAUGUUGAUGCGUUUCUUGGUAUUGAAAACACAACGUUUGUGGAUCUCGAACUAGGGAACAACAAUUUAACGUCUGUGACGCUUGCAGUGAAACAAAUCAAACACAUUCGUUUACUUGAUUUAACAGGUAAUCCUAUACAUACGUUGGACAGCUCUGUUCUUUCACCAAUUGGCCAUUCCCUUGAAGUACUAGAACUGGACCUUUCACUGUUCUCAAAAUGGCCGAGAAAGUUUCGUCUGCUGGGAAAAAUGAAUUAUCAAUAUUUGAAAAACACACCGUUUACUCAUCUUGAUAAAGAUGCUUUCAAUGGUUUUGGUUUUGGUCAAACACCUGUUGCAUUAGAAUUUUUGGGUUCUCAUUUAGAAUAUUUUCCAGGGGCUAUUUGCAAAUUGCCAAAGUUGUAUUUACUUACAAUCGACAACUCUCCAUUCAUCAAUGACAACGGAUAUUCCCUUUUUUCCCAGUGUCACGACCAGUUAUCAGGCUUUGAACGUCUAUCACUUACCUCUAACAACUUUCACAGUUUUCCAGACGUUUUGCGAAUUGCUCCAUCUUUAACAAAUAUUCGUUUCAACAAACAACUGCAAGAAUUAUACCUUGGCGAUACCGCUAUGAAAACGAUCCCACAAGCCAUUCUUAGCCCUCCAAAAUUGUCAGCAAUUGACAUGAGUAAUAUAGUCAAAGAUUGCACGUGUGAUUUGUCCUACUUGAAACACUGGAAUGCCUCUGCGUUGCUGUCAGAUCCAAUGUGUACUUUCCCUAGAGUUACAGUUAAACAAUACAUUACAACAUAUUUACAACAAUGCCCGUAAUUCGUCUUUAUACUCUUGAAUCGAAUCGCAACACCAUUUAACAACUCCAUGCCGAAAAUCGGGGUAUAAAAGCAAGGUUUAAUGCAACCUUGUAGUCUGUGGGGCAGAGGGUGUUUGUUUUUGAAUGCUUAAAAUCUCUUAAACUAAAGUUUGUUUCUCAGCAGCAGAUGUGAAGUUAAAACAAGAAAAGAAAUGCUUCUUGGCUGGACAUUGUUUCUGUGCCUUUGUAGUGUUUAUUUAUCUUAUGUGCAUUAUUUCAAUAGUGAAAUCAGCAAAAAUUCGCUGAACGUCUUUCAGUUAAUUUCAAAAUAUAAAUCAUGCCAACGAGUUGUUCUUGACCCCCCUAUAAGAAUUCUGGCCUCAUGUUCAUACAACAUUUUCAGUUUCAGGUGAGUUUGAUGAUGAAACUUUAUUUGUUAUUAAAAUAAAUAUAAAGUAAAUGCCAAUUAUCAAGUGAAUAUUCAGUACUGAUGUUUAGUAUUAAUUUGAAUUUAAGUCGAAGUUCUAGUAAAAUGCCAACCUCAAACUUAGCUGAGACUAAAUUAAUGUUCUGUGAACAUGAGACAUGUUCUUUGAUUAUUAGUUGAAUAAUUUAUUCUCUGCUGUAUUUAGAGUUAAUUCAUUGUAUUUUUUAUAUUCCUUUUGUUUUGCUAUGUUCAUAGAUUUCUAUCAU
Messenger RNA from Mercenaria mercenaria, 1945 nucleotides. Its product is annotated as carboxypeptidase N subunit 2-like. The coding region runs from base 295 to 1272 and encodes 325 amino acids. The transcript is spliced from 2 exons. Lineage: Eukaryota; Metazoa; Mollusca; Bivalvia; Venerida; Veneridae. The record is from RefSeq and is a predicted model, not a curated record.